Molecule: messenger RNA, 677 nt
Organism: Drosophila navojoa
Lineage: Eukaryota; Metazoa; Arthropoda; Insecta; Diptera; Drosophilidae
Product: lethal (2) SH0834
Source: RefSeq, a predicted model, not a curated record
AGUUAAAAUUUUCAAAAUAAUUAAAUUCAAGUCAAAUGGAAUCGCGAACAGGACAAGCUUCCGAAUUAAGUGGCGCUGACUUAAGACGAGAAGCCCGAAGAAGAAAAAUUCUGGAAUCAGCCAAGGCCCGUUUAGAAAAAUUAAAUGGAGGAGUUAAAUUAGUUGAAUCCAAUAAUACGGAUGGUACAGCAAAAGAUUAUUCAGACCCAGAAGUUGAGCCAAAUGUUCCUAUCGGUGUUGGAGUAUCUCAAGAAGAACUAUUUUUCUCCACUACGCGCUUUUCGUCCAGUAGUAACCGUGAAACUCAAAAUAAAUAUAUUAGAUGUAGGGUUCACAUUUUUAUGGCUUCAGUUUUAGGUUAUAUCGUAUCAUGCUAUGUUUCAAAUUCUCUUUUUAUUCCCGUUUUUCUAUGUAUAUUGAUUGAGAUAUUUUACUUUAAUAAGCAGCUAAAAAUUCAAAAUAAUAUUGUCUCGAUGAUAUUACCUAUUAUAAUUAUGUUUACGGGAGAAUUAAUAGGUAAUAGAAUUAAGCAAGUUAAUCGGUUUCUUUAUAUACUGCAGUAUCUCAUUAUAAAUCUUGCUGUUAAUAUUUUCUGUAUAUGUAUUAGUAGUUACGUAUUUAAAUUUAAAAUAUCAAGUCAUGUUGCUGAUAUCAAAUAAAAGUUCAAUAUUUCUGUA